Dovyalis caffra is the source of this 1572-nucleotide messenger RNA. NCBI's taxonomy places the organism in Eukaryota, Viridiplantae, Streptophyta, Magnoliopsida, Malpighiales, Salicaceae. The record is from the annotation of a GenBank genome assembly.
AUGGAGGAUUUUGCUUCUAGUUCCUUCACAACUUUACUUCUUGUCUUAGCAAUCACCUUAUUUUACUUAAAGGUCAAAUCCUACAAGAAUGUCAAGAAACGCCCAUUGCCUCCGGGUCCAAAACCAUGGCCUAUUGUUGGAUGCCUCCCUACCAUGCUCCAAAACAAGCCAGGGCAUCGAUGGAUGCACGAUCUCAUGAAAGAAAUGAACACUGAAAUAGCUUGUAUCCGUCUAGGAAACACUCAUGUAAUUCCUGUCACUUGUCCUGAGAUUGCUUGUGAAUUCUUAAAGGCAAAAGAUGAUAUCUUUUCAUCUAGGCCUAAUAUCAUUACCACCAAGCUCAUAUCAAAAAAUCACUCAUCAACAGUUGUCACUCCCUUAGGAGACCAAUGGAAGAAAAUGCAGAAAGUGCUAAUGACACAAGUGCUUUCUUCUGCAAGGCAUCAGUGGCUUUAUAGCAAAAGAGUUGAAGAAGGGGAUCACCUUGUUCAUUACGUGUGUAACCAAUGCAAGAAGUCUGCAAAUCAAGAAGGGAUAGUUAAUUUGCGAACGGCUUCACAACAAUACUGUGCAAAUGUGGUUAGGAAGAUACUAUUUAAUAGAAGGUUUUUUGGCGAGGGAAUGGAGGAUGGUGGACCUGGUUUUGAGGAAGAGGAGUAUGUGGAAGCACUUUUCAAUAUCCUUACUAAUGUAUUUUCGUUUGGUAUCUCUGAUGUUUUGCCAUUUCUAGCUGGGCUUGACUUAGAUGGCUAUGAGAAGCUGAUGAAAGAGAAUUAUGGGAUCAUCAAUAAACAUCAUGAUCGUAUAAUUGACCAGAGGAUUCAACAAUGGAAGGAUGGCACAAAGAAGGAUGUGGAGGACUUACUUGAUGUUUUAAUCACACUAAAGGAUGACAAUGGCAAUCCUUUGCUGUCAAAAGAUGAGAUCAAAGCUCAAAUUGCAGAAAUAGCAUUGGCAAUAAUAGACAAUCCAUCAAAUGCUUUUGAAUGGGCAUUUGCAGAGAUGCUAAACCAACCUGAGAUAUUUGAAAAAGCUAUUGAAGAACUGGAUAGAGUGGUUGGAAAAGAGAGACUAGUCCAAGAAUCAGACUUUGCGCAGCUCAAUUACGUGAAGGCAUGCGCUAGAGAAGCCUUUAGGCUUCACCCCAUUGCACCAUUUAACGUCCCUCAUGUAUCGGUCGCUGAUACAAUAGUCGCCAACUACUUCAUCCCAAAAGGUAGCUGCAUUCUGCUCAGCCGACCAGGGCUCGGUUCCAACCCUAAAGUAUGGGAUGAGCCACUCAAGUUCAAACCAGAGCGCCACCUCGAUGGAACGAACAAGGUGGUGCUCACUGAGAAUAAUCUGCGAUUCAUUUCAUUUGCAACAGGAAAACGUGGGUGUAAAGGUGUGACACUUGGGACUUCAAUGACUAUCAUGCUAUUUGCAAGACUUCUUCAAGGGUUUUCUUGGAGUAUACCACCUAACCAGUCCUGCAUCGACCUUACCAUUGCAAAAAGCAGCAUGGCUCUUGCAAAACCACUACUUGCAGUUGCAAAACCACGCUUGCCUCCACAUUUGUAUCCUGGAUACUGA